UGAACUGGAAUAUUAUUGUGUUUGCCCAUGUGAGUGAGCUGUCUUGAGAAACCAUUUGAAAACUCUCUGGAGAAUCUUUUCAUGGCACCCUUUCAUUCAACCUUCUGCAAAACCAACCCAGAGACUUGUGCCAACAGCACCUCAGGUGGAAGACUGCACAUCUGGAAGUGGCCACUGUGGGUGGUGGUGGUGGUGGUACUCCUCUCUUGCCCUCUCUGCAAUGCCUCAACAAGCACAGAUGAAGAAGACAUGAAAACACUGGAAAAGGAGUCUGACUCCUCAGUGGGCGUCAAACACAGCUCGCCUUGCAGCAGCACCUGCGGCCAGGGCAUCCGCGUCCAAGAGGUAUGCCCCUUGAAUGGGGGUGACUGUUACGAGCGCAAGGUGAAGUGCUUAGAGACCUGGCAGUGUGGCAUGAGAACCCUGAUGGUGCCAGCCGGGGGGAGCGUGGAGCUUGACUGCCUCGGGGAGGUGAUGAGCGCCAUGGGCACCUUCUCCUUCAUGAUCUCCUGGCGCGUCGCACCGGGCAUCGUGACCACGGACACGUCUCUCUUCGUGCGCCUGGUUGUGCCUCAGUUGGCACAGCUCACGCUGGACCCGGUGCAGGAGAAACAUGCGGGCACCUACCGCUGUGACGUGCUGGACAAGAGCCACAGAACCGUCAAGCGCAUCUUCUACGGCCUCAAGGUGCUGCCUCCGGAGCUGCUGCGGCUGGACUUCACCAGUGCUCUGGAGCAAUGGGACAAGAUCAAGGUGCCAAUUUCGAAUGGGAGUGAGCCGUUGGAUGAGGGCCAGCCGUCCAGCUCGGCGUUGUCCAGUAGCCAUCUGAAAGGACCUCUGUUCAUCAGCCUCACGGUCACACUGGCCACCGCAGCCCUGCUCCUGGUCCUCUACCUCUGGGACGUCCUCAGGAGACCACCAGGGGGAUCCAGGCCAGUGCGGAGACGGGAGGAAUAUCUGCAGAUGGAAAAUCUUCACUGCAAAGUGAGAGACGAACAGAUCAGUCUGGGGCCCCUUUCGAUCGUCCAGCAUUACCUAGCACACAAUGGACUCGCAGACGCUAUGGUCAUUGCCGAAACACAAAAAGACACCCUACAAGAAUCAGUUGUGUAAAAUUUGCUACAGUAGCUACAGUAUUUAUUUGGUGGAUAUUUGGCAUUUCUUGUGUCCUUGAACAGAGGGGAUGGACAGAUGAUUUUUGGGGAUAUUUUCAGAAAAUAAAAAUCUAAGCCACA
This is a messenger RNA of Engraulis encrasicolus (European anchovy), 1235 nucleotides long. RefSeq names its product transmembrane protein 81 (gene tmem81). Lineage: Eukaryota; Metazoa; Chordata; Actinopteri; Clupeiformes; Engraulidae. The record is from RefSeq and is a predicted model, not a curated record. Bases 82 to 1113 code for a protein of 343 amino acids. The transcript has 3 exons.